CAACGUACACAAGUAUAACGAUGCCCAGUGUCCAUCUGCGUUCGUAAUUGUUCAUCGAAUAAUAUAUUUACUGCUGCAGGUGACUUCAAUGAUAUUCUUUGAAAAUUAUUCACAAUGAAAAAUAUUCGUCAGUUUCAAAUUCAAUCAAUGAGAUGGCGAUCGACAGCUACUGCACAUUCGCCCCACGUCUCCACGGGAUCACCCGAAGACCUAGAAGUGACUAAUGAUCUUACCACAGCCAAACACUAUAGUCAGGUCCCAGGACCCACGCCAUGGCCAAUUAUAGGAAACACUUGGAGAAUGUUACCAGUCAUAGGCCCAUAUCAGAUAUCAGAUUUGGCAAACGUUUCCUACAUUCUGUAUAAACAAUACGGGAAAAUAGCAAAGUUGGGCAAUCUUGUUGGUCGACCGGAUUUGUUAUUUGUGUACGAUGCUGAUGAAAUAGAAAAAGUGUAUAGACAAGAAGGCGAUACACCAUUUAGACCUUCUAUGCCGUGUUUGGUUAAAUAUAAAAGUCAGGUUCGAGGACAAUUUUUCGGGAGACUACCGGGUGUCGUCGGAGUGCACGGAGAGCCGUGGAGAGAAUUCAGAACUAAAGUUCAAAAGCCUGUCUUGCAACCACAAACUGUUAAGAAAUAUAUUCAACCAAUUGAAGAAGUUUCUGACUAUUUUAUAAAAAGAAUGCAAGAAAUGAAAAACGAAAAUUCUGAAAUGCCAGCUGACUUUGAUAAUGAAAUUCAUAAAUGGGCUUUAGAAUGUAUCGGUCGUGUGGCAUUAGACGCAAGACUAGGUUGUCUCAGCCCGGAUUUACCGAAAAAUUCAGAGCCACAGAAAAUAAUCGAUGCUGCAAAAUACGCACUCCGCAACGUGGCCUUAUUAGAGCUUAAGUAUCCGUUUUGGCGAUACUUGCCAUCCACACUCUGGAAAAAAUAUGUUUCAAAUAUGGAUUAUUUCAUUGAAAUUUGUAUGAAGUACAUUGACGAUGCAAUGUUGAGAUUAAAAAAUAAAUCACAAUCGGUGAAUGAAAAAGAAUUGUCUUUGGUUGAGAGAAUUUUGGCGAAUGAACCUGAUCCAAAAACUGCUUACAUAUUGGCGUUGGAUCUUAUUUUAGUUGGGAUUGAUACGAUUUCGAUGGCCGUAUGCUCAAUGCUUUAUCAAAUAGCCACACGACCGGAAGAACAAGAAAAAAUACAUCAAGAAAUACUGAAAAUUUUACCAAAUAAAGACGAUAAGCUUGACGCGAGUAAAUUAGAAAAAAUGGUUUACUUGAAAGCAUUUAUCAAAGAAGUAUUACGAAUGUAUUCAACUGUGAUUGGUAAUGGUAGAACCCUUCAAAAGGAUAUGGUGAUAUGUGGAUACAGAAUACCAAAAGGAAUUCAGUUAGUUUUUCCAACUAUUGUUACGGGGAAUAUGGAAGAAUACGUAACGGAUUGUGAAAAAUUUAAACCUGAAAGGUGGUUGAAACAUUCAACAGAUUAUAUUCACCCAUUUGCUUCGUUGCCGUACGGACAUGGGCCAAGAAUGUGUCUAGGAAGAAGAUUUGCUGACUUAGAAAUGCAAGUCUUUUUGGCGAAGUUGAUACGAUCGCACAAACUUGAAUAUUUGCAUAAACCAUUGGAAUACAAAGUAACAUUCAUGUACGCACCUGAUGGCGAACUUAAGUUCAAAAUGACUGAGAGGCCUACGACGUUCAAUAAUAAAAAUAGUAAUAUGUCCGUUUUGGCCAGACGGUUGAGGAAUUUACGGAUUACAAUUGACCAUGCUAACAAGUCGACUGAAGCUUUUACGAGCGUAUUACAAGGAGAUGUAGAUUUUGCCAAAGAGUAUUCGGAACUACCGGGCCCUAGGUCGUUACCGUUGUUGGGAAAUAAUUGGAGGUUCAUGUCAUAUAUCGGUGACUAUAAAGUAACUGAAAUAGACAAACUGUCGUUGAGAUUAUGGAAAGAGUACGGAGACAUUGUAAAAAUCGAAAAAUUGCUCGGGAGGCCGGAUAUGGUGUUUCUAUACGACGCUGACGAAAUCGAAAAAGUAUUCAGAAAUGAAGAGCUCAUGCCACAUCGACCAUCUAUGCCAUCAUUAAAUUAUUACAAGCACGUUUUAAGGAAGGAUUUCUUUGGUGAUCUGGCCGGUGUUAUAGCAGUGCAUGGUGAAAAAUGGUACGAAUUCCGAGCUAAAGUACAACAACCUAUGCUGCAACCGAGAACAGCAAAAUUUUACAUCGGGACUAUUGAAGAUACGGCAACAGCCUUUGUCAAUAGAAUAAAAAAGAUAAAAAAUAAAGACCAAGAAGUUCCUGAUGACUUUUUAAAUGAAAUUCAUAAAUGGUCGCUUGAAUCUAUCGCCAAAGUGGCAUUAGAUCAAAAACUCGGGUGCCUUGAAGAUGAACACGCAGUAGACUCGGAUACGCAAAAUUUAAUAGAUGCCAUCAACACGUUUUUUGCAAAUGUCCCGGAGUUAGAGUUAAAAAUACCAUUUUGGAAAUUAUUUAGUACACCAACUUGGAGAAAGUACAUAAAAGCGUUGGAUACCAUUACCAAUGUUACAUCCAAACAUAUAAACCGAUCAAUGGAUCAACUAUUAUCUCAAAAAUCAUUUUGUCCAGAUAGCCAAUCAUCUUUGUUACAAAGAGUGCUUAGUUUGGAUCCAUCAAAUCCGAAAUUAGCUCAGAUACUGUCGUUAGACAUGUUUAUCGUUGGCAUAGACACGACUUCUGCAGCUCUUGCAUCGAUCCUUUAUCAAUUAAGUCGACACCCAGAUAAACAAAUGAAGCUUAGAGAAGAAAUACGAACCGUAUUACCAAAUGCUGAUUCAAAAUUAACUUCCAGCAAACUUGAACAGUUGCAAUAUCUAAAAGCAUGCAUAAAAGAAACGUUGAGAAUGUAUCCUGUGGUUAUUGGAAAUGGUCGCUGUAUGACCAAGGAGACAAUAAUAAGUGGAUAUAAAAUUCCAAAAGGAGUGCAAGUCGUGUUUCAACAUUACGCUAUUAGCAACAGCAGUAAAUAUUUUUCACAGCCAGACCAGUUUUUACCAGAAAGGUGGUUAAAAGGAAGUGGUUAUAAACAUCAUCCGUUUGCUAGUUUACCAUUUGGUUAUGGCAAAAGAAUGUGUCUGGGCCGUAGAUUUGCUGAUUUGGAACUUCAAACAGUUGUUUCAAAGAUUUUUCAGAAUUUUGAAGUCAAGUACGAGUAUGGUGAUUUGGAAUACACUGUACAUCCGAUAUACAUGCCGGAUGGCCCACUGAAAUUCAAAAUGAUUGAAGACUAAAACAAUUUUCUUUAGGAAUUGUUUGUCAAUGCCAAAUACUAAAUACCGCUAGCUAUUACAUCAUACAGUCAAAAUGUAAAUAAUUUAAUGUAUUUGUGUUAGAUUUAAAUGUAUAAAUAAAAUACACUAGCUAAGGAUUAUUAA
Molecule: messenger RNA, 3408 nt
Organism: Myzus persicae (green peach aphid)
Lineage: Eukaryota; Metazoa; Arthropoda; Insecta; Hemiptera; Aphididae
Exons: 20
Coding region: 115-3264 (1049 amino acids)
Molecular function (GO): oxidoreductase activity, acting on paired donors, with incorporation or reduction of molecular oxygen; heme binding; monooxygenase activity
Source: RefSeq, a predicted model, not a curated record